Messenger RNA from Drosophila novamexicana, 1430 nucleotides. RefSeq names its product rho GTPase-activating protein 23-like. Lineage: Eukaryota; Metazoa; Arthropoda; Insecta; Diptera; Drosophilidae. The coding region runs from base 597 to 1430 and encodes 277 amino acids. The transcript is spliced from 5 exons. The record is from RefSeq and is a predicted model, not a curated record. Gene Ontology annotation, molecular function: protein binding.
ACUGCACAUGCAAACAAAUAAGUUAACUGUGCUUAAACAUACACACAUUCGUGAUAACACAAAACGAAUGAAUCAAUUACAACAAGUGUGCUGCAUGUGGCCCGCGUGAAUCGUAAUCGAAGUUGUGCGUGUGUGAAAUUUGCUUUUGUAGCAAAAAAAGGCGAGUAAAAAAAGUCGCAGUAUUAAUAGAACCAAUGCAAUAGGAACAUUAAAAGUCUAGUGCUAUGCGUCCGUGGAGCUUUACCAUGGGCGUCCUGACGCCCCAAGAUCGGGCCACACAACUUUGAUUUCAACUAGACCAACAAACAACAAUAGCAACAACAACAACAGCAGCGAAGACAACAACAAGUGGACAUAUUUUGGGUGCUGGUGCUUGGUGCUGAGCGCAACGUAUUCCCAAACAAAUGAGGGUGCAACACGUAACUAGCGAAGCAGCAGAAGCAGCCGCCAAUAGCAGGUUGCCCAACUAGACAUUAGCCAGCAGCAACAUCUUCAGCUCCACAGCAACUCCUAGCCAGGAAGAAAAAGAGAGCCCAGCAGCAGCAGCCGAAGCAGCCUGCCCCAAACAGGCGUUGGCGCAGAAAACCCAACCGAAAAUGUUACAAAACUCGAAUGCAGUUGCAGCGGUGGCAGCAGCAGCGCAGGCAGCGACGCCCAGCACAGCAGCCGCUGCGGCAGCGGCAGCGAACAAUGCAGCGAUAGCCGCGUCAUCGAUACAGCCAAAGCUGGUUGUCAUACGGAGGCGUCCGAAUCAGGGCUUCGGUUUUACGCUGCGUCACUUUAUUGCCUAUCCACCGGAAGAUGAUGCCGCCAGCUGGCCUCAGGAAGCGACAAACGCUGUCGGCGGCGGCAACGUUGGCGGCGGCAGCGGCGGUGUCGUCGGCUUGGAGCCAACGUCACCAACGUCGCUGCCGCCAUACCAAGUGAAAGCGAUGGAGACCAUUUUCAUCAAAGAGGUGCAAGCGAACGGACCGGCUCACUACGCCAAUCUACAGACGGGCGACCGGGUGCUAAUGGUGAACAACACGCCGAUCGCUGGCAUUGCCUACAGCACAAUUGUCUCGAUGAUCAAGCAGACGCCAGCGGUGCUAACGCUGCACGUUGUGCCCAAGGAGUGCGAUGUGCUGCAGAUGCAUUACACGAGCAUUGCCCACACGCCGGAAUCGAAUCGCCUAACGAUGUCCGCACAGGCGCCGCAACCGCCGCCGCCUUUGGCGGGCGCCCACGUCUCGCAUUCGCCGGCGCUGCUGGCAAAUGGGGCUGCCAUCAAGUCGACGUUUCCACAGCAACAGUUGAUCUCAUAUCCCGCUGUUGUCAAUAAUUCGUCUUCGUCUGUGUCCUCUGUAUCGCCAGCCCAGCCGCCACAGCCGCUGCAUGGCGGCACUAUAGCCAGUUACAUGGGUCGUCAGCCGAAAACAGCUGAAAUUUAA